Molecule: messenger RNA, 2454 nt
Organism: Fusarium tjaetaba
Lineage: Eukaryota; Fungi; Ascomycota; Sordariomycetes; Hypocreales; Nectriaceae
Product: CHS-3 chitin synthase 3
Exons: 5
Coding region: 1-2454 (817 amino acids)
Cellular component (GO): cell septum; cell periphery
Molecular function (GO): chitin synthase activity
Source: RefSeq, a predicted model, not a curated record
AUGUCAACCCCGCAGGCCAAAAACGGGGCCGUACCGUUCCGUCGUCUCAGCUUUGAUGACGGAGAGAACCAAAUGUUUACGUCUGACCGGGCACCUCUAGUCCCACAGCUUCCCGACUUCGCUGAACAUCAUGAAUAUGGCACAGAACUGCAGCCCGUCGCAAGGCAUGAUCCUGUAUUGCCCGUCGCUGACAACGUCUCCGAGUCUCAAAUCCACGUGUCAAUCCCCUCAGACCUUGCGGAUGCCGCUGGCCUCGAUAUCAACUCAACAGAAGAACUGAAUAUUCAUGAGAUGGCUCAUCUGACAUUAAUUGAUGCGUGGCGUCUCAUAGAUACAGCUAUUUCAACAGACCCUCAACAGUUCUAUGAGAAACAUAAUUUGCGACCCAAGCAACUGAAGCUCCCUCGCCAUACUGAGAUCCUAGUCGGUAUUACAGUUUACAACGAACCAAAACACCUACUCCGUCGUACUUUGCUGAGUGUUGUAGAGAACAUCUGGCGUCUAACUGUCCGUCCAAUGUCAAAAACCUGGGGAAAGGACUCAUGGAAAAAGUUCGCGGUUUGUAUCCUCAUUGAUGGUCUUGAGUCGGUGGAUCCUGGAGUCCUUGACGUACUCACUACCAUUGGGCUCUACCAGAAUGGAUUGUGCAAAAAGACGACAGAGAAGGGGGAAGAAGUUACGGGACACCUUUUGAUGCUUCUCAUGAAGGCCUCAAACUGCGGCAAGCUCAACUCGUACCGGUGGCUUUACAACGGAUUUGCCAAAGUUCUGGAACCUAACAUCACUGUUCAUCUCGACGUAGGUACGAAACUGGGAAAGCAGGCGCUCUACAAGCUCUGGAGGGAAUUUGAUCUUGAGCCUAUGCUUGCCGCAGCCUGUGGAGAGAUAUCCUGCUCUUUGGGCGGAAAUUGGAUGAACAUUCUCAAUCCCAUUGUCGCGGCUCAGAACUUUGAGUACAAGGUUGGAUUCCAGCUCGAUAGGACGUUUGAGUCUGCGACAGGCUUUUUGUCACUCCUACCCGGGGCAUGUUCUGCUUAUAGAUACGUGGGUAGUGCUGGCAAACCACUCGAAGAUAUGCUUCUCGGCGACCCAACAUGGAUCCAAGGCCAUAACCUUCGCCCGUCCCUGUCACCUGUCAAUCUCAAUCGCCACCUUGCAGACGAUAGAGUAAUUUGCUUCAGGAUAAUUAGUAAACCAAAGACUCGCUGGCUCUUAAAAUAUGUCCCAGUCACCGCCACCACUGACAUCCCCAUGACGACGACAGAUUUCAUCAACCAGAGGCGACGAUGGCUCAAUGGGGCUUUCUUCUCGACUAUCUAUGUCUUGAAGAGAUGCGGACACUUGUGGAGGUCUGACCACACACGAAUGCGCAAGGUGGCUUUUUUCAUCCCUCUCCUUCAUAGUGUUCUGGCUCUUGUCCUGGCUUGGUUCUCGCUCGCGGCAUUUCUACUCACGACAUUCACGAUUAAUAGCAUCUCUGGAGAUCCUCCGAAGGAUGCACCGACUGGUGGAUUCCCGUUCGGAAAGGCAACGCCGAUCGUCAACGCGGUCAUCCAGAUAGUGUAUUUGGCGACUGUCUUAUUCCAGUUUAUACUUGCCCUUGGAAGCCGCCCAAGAAACCAUCGAAUCAGUUACAUCAUCUCAUUCGCCAUUUUCGGGCUCAUCCAAGCGUACCUAAUCAUGAAUCUGGUAUAUCUUGUAAAGAGGGUCGCAGAUUACAAGGCCGACGAUACUGGGUCGAGCAACUAUGCCUAUAUAGGGGAGUUCUAUGCCGACAUUGGCCAAAGCACCAUCAUCGUCGCCGGGUUCUCCGUUUUCGGUGUCUAUAUCCUCAGUGCUCUCUUGGCACUUGACCCAUGGCAUCUCCUCACGUCUUUCGCGCAAUUUCUCUUCAUAUCGUCGUCCUACGUCAACAUUCUGAACAUUUACGCCUUCAGCAACACACAUGAUGUCAGCUGGGGGAGAAAAGGUCGACACCAGGACACCGAAGCUGGCCAGAGACUAGAAGGCCCAAGACGGGCAACUAUUGAACGGCGAUUUACCUUCUCUGACCAGGAUCCAAACAUUCGAUCUGCAGCGACUCAGCGUGAUGAAACUCCUGAAGCGAGAAACAGAGAGUAUCAAGAGGCAUUGGCUCGAGUAGAAGCUGAAGACGAGACAACAAAUCGCGAGAAGAAACGCCCCCAGGUUCUCGCAGUAGCAGAUGCCAUGAUGGAGUUUCGCACGAUUCUACUCGCAUCAUACAUAUUCUCGAACAUCUUCGUUUGUCUCAUUGUCUUAAACGACAGUCUAAAGAUCUUGUGGUGGCUUGGAGACUCAUACUGGCAUAAAGUCUGGUUCUUCCGUAUAUGGCUGUGGGCAAACUCGAUCAGCUUUCUCAUUAGGUUCGCUGGUUGUUUAUGGUAUCAUGUGGUCCGGGUGUUCAGUGGGCUCUUCCGUGGUACCCUUAUGUAA